CGGCACCACUUGUAAUAAGAAAAUAUAAGCAAACAAAAGCAAAACACUUUAUUCCAAAUGCAACAAAUUAGGAGGAUUGCUUACAGAUUAGAAAAAAUUUAGAAUGGCUUCGAAGAAGUUACGGUUUCGUGGAGAUCCGUCACAGUUCUCAACGAAUCGCAUAGAUGAACUGCAGCACGAUGAAACAGAUGCCCUUUUGGAAGGUGUUGUGCGAGCUAGUGGGAGUGUUGGUAACAAACACGAAAAUGAUGCAAAAUCAAGUAAGGAGAAGAAAAAGCCUGAGGAAAGGGAGUGCCCCUCGUUCAUGGACUUUUUCAAAUUGGAAAUGACCCGUGGUUAUCUGCUGGAGCACGAUGAGGAACGUUAUACCGCCCGUCGCAAGAAAAUCUAUUCGUUUAUGCGUAUACCCCGUGAUCUGGAACGCUUCAUGGUGUAUGGCAUAAUGCAGUGUGCCGACUCAUUUCUGUACAUACACACAUUUUUGCCGGUACGAUUUGCGUUGGCCGUUUGGGGUAUGGUAACCCGGCCCAUUGCAAGUUGUUUGGGCUUGAGAAGAAGAACCCAGCGCCUAUUGACACCGGCUGAGAUAUGUGAUUUGCUGAAAGGGUCAAUUUGGAUAACGGUCACAUUGCUAAUGCUUUCCGUGGACACUAAUCGGGUGUAUCAUAUCAUCAAGAGUCAAUCGAUUAUAAAAUUAUAUUUAUUUUACAACAUGUUGGAGGUGGGUGAUCGCUUGCUGUCGGCUUUUGGUCAAGACACCAUAGACGCCUUAUUUUGGACAGCCACAGAGCCGAAGACUUCUAAAAGGGAACACUUUGGAUUGCUGACACAUAUAUUGUUUACUUUGAUCUAUGUGGUGUUACAUAGUUUCCUGAUAAUGUUUCAGGCUACCACCCUAAACGUUGCAGUCAAUUCAAACAACAAAGGCCUAUUGACCAUCAUGAUUUCCAAUAAUUUCGUUGAGCUCAAAGGUUCCGUAUUCAAAAAAUUCGAUAAGAAUAAUCUCUUCCAGCUGACGUGUAGUGAUGUACGUGAAAGGUUUCAUCUAUCGGUUCUGCUCUUCAUUGUUAUGAUACAAACCAUGAAGGAGUUCGAUUGGAGCAUUACCCAAUUCUGUGUGAUGUUACCCGAUUGCUUCUCAGUGCUAAUAACCGAGAUCUUAAUCGAUUGGAUCAAACAUGCCUUCAUUACGCGUUUCAAUGAGCUGCCAGAAUGCAUUUAUCGUGAAUACACAACAAGUCUGGCCUACGAUAUGACCCAGACACGUCAAAAGCAUGCAUUUUCCGAUCAUUCAGAUUUGGUGGCCCGACGCAUGGGUUUCAUACCCUUCCCCUUGGCUGUGGUCUUGAUUAAGGCCAUUUAUUCGGCGGUAUCGUUUGACAAUUUAGCAGCUUGGAUUCUAUUUUCAUUGGCCUAUGCAUUUGCCUUGGGCCUGAGAAUUUGUUUGACCAUUUGCGCCUUGGGCAAGGCCUGCAAGCUAAUGAAGGAGCAUCAAGAUGAGAAAUGUAGCUCAUCAACUCCAAGUUCCAUGACAAAUGUACCACCGGUGGGUAAUCCACCAACUAAAGCCACUUCAAUGGCUGGUAUGUCGACGGGGACAAACUUGCCAGGAUCCCCAGCGCCAAAUAGACCUCGCUCUGAUAUGGCUACUUCGCCCACACAUCCUUCUACACCUAGCGGCUUGAGUGCUCAUUUUCCUCUGCAGAGAUCCAUAACAAUAGACUUGUCAUCAACCAUGUCCUCGACAAAUUCCACACCUAAACAGUCUACAAAUAGUAAAAAUAAUUCCAACAAUGCUGCUUGCCAUAGUGCUCCUGGCGUUUUAAAUAAAUCUGCUAUUAUCACAACUUCACCUAUUUCCUCGAAGGGUACCAUGCUCAAUAUUACACAUAACGACAUUGAAUUGGAUGUCAAAAGUUCUUUGGAACUUGGUGCUACAGCUUUGUUUUCCAACAGUGAUGUUGAUCUAGACGAUGUGUGUCUAAAUGAAAAUGUUUUGGACACCAAUACCACUACUACAACUGGUUUUGUAGAAGAGGCCUUAGCACGUAGUGAACCGGAUUUACAACAGCCCUCCAGUGUGAAUACCACACCCACAUCUAGCAUUUCGGCCAAGGCCAGCAGUGUGCAGCCUACACGUCUUAUGCGACGCACUCACAAACGAUCCGAAUCCGAACCGAGUAUGCAAAGCAUAGUUGGUAAUGGCGGUUGCUCUUCGGAAUCGAGUCAAUCAUCAACAUCGGCGGCCCAUCAUCAGGCGUAGUUGUAGCGAGAGAGCGAGAUUUACGUUUGGCAAAUCCUAUAAAUAACCCGCUAAAAGAAAUUUUCCAUCAAGGGAUGAGUUGUUGUUGUCACUUGGACAUUUGGAAGCACAAAUUAAGAAUGCCAAGUGCAGUUUGCUAACUUGCAACAACUCAACCGCUCUUAGGAUAUACUGGAAAGAACUAUACUAAGGAUAUACAUACAAAGGUAGCACAUGAGUGCAUUAACUUUCAAGGGAUACGAUUACAUUUGAAAACAAAAAAUCAGCUUAUAUUUAACAAUGGAUUUCAAUGCCAUUUGUUAUGGUGU
Stomoxys calcitrans (stable fly) is the source of this 2571-nucleotide messenger RNA. RefSeq names its product protein TAPT1 homolog. Gene Ontology annotation, cellular component: endoplasmic reticulum membrane; ciliary basal body. The transcript is spliced from 4 exons. Gene Ontology annotation, biological process: maintenance of protein localization in endoplasmic reticulum; positive regulation of cilium assembly. Lineage: Eukaryota; Metazoa; Arthropoda; Insecta; Diptera; Muscidae. The record is from RefSeq and is a predicted model, not a curated record. Bases 104 to 2263 code for a protein of 719 amino acids.